Messenger RNA from Geodia barretti, 4226 nucleotides. The record is from the annotation of a GenBank genome assembly. NCBI's taxonomy places the organism in Eukaryota, Metazoa, Porifera, Demospongiae, Tetractinellida, Geodiidae.
AUGUCGGCUUUCGGGCAAGGAUUCAACAGUCCUAUUCCCCGAGGACAGCAGCAGCCCCAGCUUCUCCCCAGCGACCCUCGACUGACCCCGAGUCACUGGACUCCCCCCAGACCUCGCGGGGGCCUGGAUUUCAGACCUCCUGGGGCUCAGGUCCCCCUGAGAACUGCACACCUGCAGUCAGCUGGCAGAGCUCAUGCUCUACCACCACCACCACCACAUGGUCUAUUUCUUGGAAAUCCGCAAUCUCGUUUCCCUCCUAUGGGUGCAAUGCCAUUCCCCCAACCACCAUUUUCACCUCGUCAACUGCCCCCCGGCAUUCCUUUUCCACUUCGACCCCCCAAUAUCGAACCCCCGGGGCCGUAUUUCCGACCGCCACUUCACCCCACCCCCCAACCUUCACUCGCGCCAGCCCCGUCUAUACUGGGACCUGGUGGCCUCUUUGGCCCCCGGUGGUCAAAUUUCCCCAAGCCCCCUCCUCCACCACCGGACCCCACAGAUGUGUUUCUUCAGGAGUGGUCGGCUGGAGUGACUGCUAGAUACAAGGAGAGCCAGGCUACAGUGCAGGAAGACAGACCCAUGAAGGCAAGCACACUCAGUCAUACAUUUUCCACAUGUAUUGGGCCUGCAGUUACGGGCAUAGUUGGUGAGCUAGCUCCUAUACCAGAGGUCAGAGGUCUCCUCAGCCAUGCCCUGUGUCUCCUGAGUUCUCUGGCUCAGUGUCGCAGAGAGCUGUCAGGGAUGAGGGAGAGAGGAGAGGAGUGGGUGGCCACCAUGACACAGGUCAACAACUGGCAGAGACAGUUGGUGGAGAUCAGAGAGCUGGUUGAUCGAGGAAACAAUGUACAGAGGCUGGGGAGAAAGCUAGCUGGCAUCAAAAAGAAAAGGGGUAGGGCGAAGGAGGGAGUGAGGAGGAGGAGGAGGGAGAGAGAGGAGGAGAGGGAGAGAAACGAGAGAGCUGCAGAGCUAUGGAUGCAGAAGAAGAGACAAGAAAAACUCAAGGAAGAAACGGAGAGAAGUGUCCACGCAGAUGCUAGUGGUGUACUGGGCGAGGUGAGACGUAAACAGAACGACGUCCUGCACUACAGCAAACUCCUGACUGCACUGAAGGAGCUGAGAGAUCUCAGAAGACUGACUCACAGGAAGACUGGUGAGCCACUAGUGAAAGAAGACGAAGUGUUUGCAGCAGAGUGCGAGGCUCUAUCGGGUAUCCUGGAGGAGAGAGCCGGACUAUACGAGGAGGAGGAGCAUGCUCUCAGAGUGAUGAUACAAGAAGAGGUCCAGGAGAGAAUGCUAGCAGAAUCGGCUGCUGCGACCGUUGAUGUUGGAGCUAAUAGAGAUGGCGGGGAGGGAGGGGAGGGAGGAGGGGGAGAAGGGGAUGCAUCGUCUGAGAGUCAAAUGUGUCCGUUUGGAAGGCAACUUCGCCUGUGUUACAACCAGUGUCCUCUGGAGUGUGGGGUCGUGUCGACGCCCGACACCUGCCCCUCCUGCUCGGCUGGCUGUUUCUGUACCUCUGGUCUCUACGAGUUUGGGGACGUCUGUCUGCCUCAAGAGAGAUGUCCUGACAUUGACUUUGGUAAAAUACCUCUCGUGGACAAGUGCAGUGGCUACAGUAACUGUAGUGAGUGUAUCUCCUCUGAUCCAGACUGCCAGUGGUGUCCCUACGAACCUGGAGAGACGUCAGUGAUACGCAGCAGAUGUAGACUGAGAAGUAAAAACCCACUGUGUCCAGUGGAAAUACAGGACCCACAACCCAACAUCACUGCAUUGGAAGAUGAGGAUUUUGGAGACACUGUCCAGAGAAGACCUCAGAAACUGAAGAUUCAACUGAGAAGAGGUCAGCCAAAGAACUUCACACUGCAGUUCCGUGCAGCGGAAAACUUUCCUCUCGAUGUCUACUUCCUACUGGACAUGACCGGUUCAUUCUCCCAGAGGUUUAGGACCACUGUCGCGCCUCUUGCUGCUGACCUGGUGGCUGCACUGUCAAACAUAUCACAGGAGUAUGCAGUGGCGUUUGGUGGCUUUGCAGACAAGCGAGCUAUACCAUACUCUCUUCCCAGCCAGGAUCCAAUGACCUACCAACAAAAGGAGUCUGCUACGAGUACAGAUACGUAUAUAUGCACCCACAGAACCAUCUCAAACCUGGCAGACUGCAAUCCCACCAUUAGCUUCAGACACACCACCAACUUCUCACAACUGGAGGGAGACCAACUCACUGAAGUUCUGGAGAACAUAUCAAUUCAUCUGAAUGUUGACGGUCUGGAGGGAGGGAUGGAUGGACUGGUACAAGUCCUCGCCUGCUCUGAGCAAGUAGGAUGGAGAGAGCAGAGUCUUCGUAUGUUGCUGUACAUGAGCAACGCUGGCUUUCACUUGGCAGGAGACGGAAAGGUUGGAGCAAUAUUGGAUCCUAACCCAGGGGAGUGUCUGCUGAGGACUGUGACUGAAGAUGGAAUGACUUUCAAUGAGUACUCGGACGACACACGCUACGACUAUCCGUCAGUCUACCAACUGGGAGAGCUGGCCAGAACCUCUGAAACCAACAUUGUCUUUGCUGUCACCAGCGAAGGUACCAAUCCUAACGCCCUCAGGGAUGUCUAUCAGGACCUGGCGGACGAGAUCACACCGUUUGGUCGCGUGGUUGCCUUGGAGGCCAACUCCUCUAAUCUCAUCUCUGCCAUCCAGGAGGCUUACAAUGAUAUCAGUCAGGAAGUGGUGCUGUCUCUACAACAGUUCUAUCCGGGUUUGAACUUCACAUUCACCCCUGGAGAAAACUGUAGCAGGGCUGAUGAGGGGAGGUGUACUAAUGUGACUAUUGGAAAUACUGUCUCCUACACUGUCACCGUCAACCUCACCAGCUGUGAGAAUGUUCCUGAUGAAGCGUUAAUAACUCUGAGCAAAUGCGGAGGUGUGGGCAACCUGCAGUGUGGACAGUGCCAAUGCCCUGAUGGAUGGUCGGGUGAAAUGUGUGAGUGUGAAGUCCCUGAAGGAGAAGACCCACCUACCUGUGCCACUGUGGAUGGAGAGCCAGAGUGUACAGGACCCAGCAACGGAUACUGUGACUGUGGUACCUGCAAAUGCUUUGUACAACAGGAGCUACUGAGAGAGAAGAAUUUCACGGAGCCCUAUUUCGGUGGCAACUGUGAGUGUGACUACGAGUCAUGUGGCGGGAACCUUACCAGUGACGGGAAACUGUGCUCAGGAAAUGGGGAGUGUGUUUGCUCUGAAAGACGGUGCCGCUGCUUCACCGAACCAACGACCCAGAUCACAUAUAGAGGAGAUAUUUGCGAGUGCGACCCCAGAAUAUGCUACAGCGAGGAACAUGAAGAUGUGUGUGUAUACACGGGGAGUCUGUCUAACCUCCCCAAUGCUGAUACCAGGGCCUCCUGUGACCCCUGCAAUGGCUGUCAGUGCAGGGCCGGAACCGUCCCCGGGCCCGAUGGAACCUGCGAUCCUCAACCCGACUUGUGUCUGGUGAACGAGGAGUGUGCUCGCUGUGCCAAAGGCCUUCAGUCAGAGGGCACUGACUGCACCAUGCCUCGAGGCCAAACAUGCAACUCCGAACUCUUCGAUGACGAUGAAAAAAAAUCUGAUGCUCCGUGUACAUUUGUUGAUGAUGAAAACUGUGUCCACACAUUCUACGUCCUGCCAUCUAAAAUCCUCGUUGAUGAAAUGAGAGCAUGUCCAGCCACUACUGAUGAAGGUAUUGGUAGCCAACUGGUGUGGAUCAUACCAGUCGCUGUCGUAGCUGCUCUACUACUACUGGGUGGUCUUAUCCUUCUCCUUGUGCUCCUCCUCAUCUGCAUCAAGGAUCGUCUGGAGUAUUCUCAGUUCAAGCAGGAUCUUGAAGACGCCAACUGGGAUCAGCAAGAGAACCCAAUGUACGUGUCGCCACACACGCAGUACAGCAAUGUGACAUACAGACCAAAGGCGGCCAAAACGGCUCAGAAAGAGUAGUGAGGUUCACGAGUCAGACUCUGUUCUUUAUAUAUAGGAGAUUCAAAAAUCAUCAACACUGACCUUUACCACCCUCUAUACACUCACACUCUAUAGUCUCUAAAUAAUCCUUUAGUCUAUGUUGUAUAUAGUUUAUACUGAACAUGUAUUGUGACAUUAAACUCAUGCUGACGUGUUGAGUUUUGUAUCACAUUCUGCACUUUUUCAUCCAUGGUCCAAGUGAUGUUUUUUUAAUUAAUAAUCAGAGUGGUUUCAUAGCCUGUGAUCCUGAUGAA